CUCUAAAGAAAAGAAUUCUGGUUCUAAAACCCAGCCUCCUGAGAAAGGGAGGGCUCGGAGUUGUUGGCCUCGCUGAUGGAAGGCCGUGUACCUGUUUUCCCCUAAACCCCGCUUGUUUGAAAGUCCGCAGCAGAGCCCCCCCGCUCCGUCCCCUGUCAACGGUGUGGUGGCCGGGGAGGGAGGUCUGCAUAGCUUCUGAGGCCGUUCUUCUCCCUCUCCCAGGAUGUUUGACGUUGGCGGCCAACGGUCGGAGCGGAAGAAGUGGAUCCACUGCUUUGAGGGCGUGACAGCAAUCAUUUUCUGUGUGGCCCUCAGCGAUUACGACCUCGUCUUGGCCGAAGACGAGGAAAUGAACCGGAUGCAUGAGAGUAUGAAACUGUUCGACAGCAUUUGCAACAACAAAUGGUUUACAGACACAUCGAUCAUUCUCUUCUUGAACAAGAAAGACCUGUUUGAGGAGAAGAUUAAGAAAAGCCCACUAACGAUCUGCUACCCAGAGUACACAGGCUCCAACACGUACGAGGAAGCAGCUGCGUACAUCCAGUGUCAGUUUGAAGAUCUGAACCGGAGAAAAGACACCAAGGAGAUCUACACACACUUCACCUGUGCCACUGACACCAAGAACGUGCAGUUUGUCUUUGAUGCUGUUACAGAUGUUAUCAUUAAAAACAACCUGAAGGAAUGCGGGCUCUAUUGAGAAGGAAGGGGCGUGGGAAGAAGUUUUUAUGACGCGGCGUUUUGAGAACCAGACUCUUUGCUGCCUCGUGGGGACAGCUGCAAGCAUGAACAGGACCAGGGAAACGAAAACAGCAUGCAGAAUCGUUGCAUUCUUUAGCACAAUCUUCUGUAUUAGGGACCUUUUUUUAUUGAUGUGGGAUGUUGAAGUUAGGUCAAGAUGGAACAACUGUUAGUGUGACUAGAUCAUCCUGGCGUCGUUUGGAUGGCGUAAUCUCAAAUGUGUACAGCUGUUGUGAAGUUGAGGUGCUGGAUUCCAGACCUUCGAUAUGUAGCUUUCUCUCUUUCUUUGGUUAACAAGCCACCACUAGUCUGUUUUUAAGGUUUUUUCCAUCAAGAAAACUAUAACUUUACUAGAUUUUAUUUCUUUAUUUGCAAACGAAUCUUGUUUUAAAAAUAAAAAAACAACAACAAAAAAAAUCACUUAACUAUGCACAUGUGACCAGAUCAUGCAGAAAGUAUUCCUCUUAGCAGGAACUCUUUGUUUUUAACACUUGGUAUGGUCGGGAUUUAAUAUUUCUGCAACUACUUAAAGGAUCCUUAGAGCUCUUAUGGCGACGGCUUCGGCUUCUUCUGAUGUGUAACUUGUAACCAUCCUGCUACCGUAAGGCUUUUGAAAGAAGCUUCUGCAGCAGGAUAAGCGAGUCUUUUUAGCUUGUGGUUAGGGGUGAACCUGGCUUAUGUUGGUAUCCGAAUCGCGAUUCGCUCUGCCUGGGGAGCAUAAAGCCAGCUUCGCGGCGGCCCCGUACCCGGGCCGCGUCCGUCGGGGGGGAUGGAAUGCUGAGCUCCGAACCGCACGGGAAGCGCGCGCUGCUACAGAGCUGCUAAAUCAACCACUUUAGAUUCCUGUGCAUUUUCGCUCUAAACCGGUGGGCGGUUUUGUAAAGGGUGCACCUCCUUCUGCAUUUACCAUGGCCUUUUUCUGUUCAGAGACUCCUAAACUGUAUUGAGAAGCAUGCCUUUACUUUGUAUAUGUGGUGCCA
This is a messenger RNA of Pygoscelis adeliae (Adelie penguin), 1718 nucleotides long. RefSeq names its product guanine nucleotide-binding protein G(k) subunit alpha-like. The coding region runs from base 224 to 697 and encodes 157 amino acids. NCBI's taxonomy places the organism in Eukaryota, Metazoa, Chordata, Aves, Sphenisciformes, Spheniscidae. Gene Ontology annotation, molecular function: G protein-coupled receptor binding; GTPase activity; G-protein beta/gamma-subunit complex binding. The transcript is spliced from 4 exons. Gene Ontology annotation, cellular component: heterotrimeric G-protein complex. The record is from RefSeq and is a predicted model, not a curated record. Gene Ontology annotation, biological process: adenylate cyclase-modulating G protein-coupled receptor signaling pathway.